Haliotis rufescens (red abalone) is the source of this 1692-nucleotide messenger RNA. RefSeq names its product protein NCBP2AS2 homolog. The coding region runs from base 159 to 452 and encodes 97 amino acids. The record is from RefSeq and is a predicted model, not a curated record. The transcript has 4 exons. Lineage: Eukaryota; Metazoa; Mollusca; Gastropoda; Lepetellida; Haliotidae.
AAUGUCAAGGUCGAGCCCGAAAGUGUCUUCUACCGUUUUAGUGUUUCAAGCAACUCGGGUCGACCCGAACCGACUUGAGAGUGAAAAGGAAGACGUGACACAUUAUGUAAACUUAUAUUCGGGGACGCUUUUCAUCAUUACGUAAUCCCAGCACCAGGAUGCCUCUCAGAGCUUUAUUAAGAUAUCUGAUGCAAAAUGAGCAAGUGGUGCAAAAGCUUGCAGAGAGCUACCCUAUACGAAGAGCUGCACAGUUAACAGCAUAUGUACUACACAGAGGGAAGGAAGCUGGUCUGCAGAGUCUUGAGAAGAUGCAAGAAGCAGACGUCGUGAAUAAACUGCAGCAGGAAGCCAAAAACUCUGGGCAGAAGUUUGAAAACUUUCGAAACACGUUUACCAAAGAGUUGAAAGAAGGAAUGAAUGAAGUGAAAGAAGAAAUGAAAAAGAAAAAAUAACCAAGUUAGCUGUGAUAAUGUGAUAUACAGUAGUCGACGGGGAUCUCCAGGCCACAUCUGGACCGUCUGUGUUGAGUUAGAGUCAAGUCCAGAGACUGGGGAAGCUGUGCCAUGUGAAAUGUGACACUGGUAUUUAUGAAGUUAACUUGUUAUUGCAGAAUGCACCUGAGAAUCAAAUUAGGAUAAACAAUUGAGGAUGGUAUUGUUUAGAUAGUCAUUCCAGCUGUAGAAUAUCAGGAGAGUAUUCUCUACAUUGGCUCUGAUCAAAUUGUGUCUGUAAAUAUGGAAUGACUGGUACCCAUGUUGCCUGCAUGAUGGUUAUUUCAAUAAGGCUAAACAAAAUAAUAGUCUUGAUUCUCAGGCAACACCUGCAUCAUCAUAAAGUCUGCAGUACGUUUUGUUUUUAUUUCCAUAUUAAAAAAAUAUAUAAAAAUCCUAAUACUUAAACACAAUGCACACAAAAAAUUGAAAAUGGAAACAAAGACGAAACAUGCAAUGAACUUUAUGAUGAUGUGGGCAGUGCCUGAGAACCAAGACUAUUAUUUUGUUUAGCCUAAUGGAGAACUGAUGGCUUGACACGUGAUCUAUGGCGCUUGUUUCAGUGAUAGAAAUUGGCACUUGUUCUAUUGUCCUUGCCAAACUGGCCAAUAGUUAGUAUCAUAUGGACUAGUAGAAAAUUGCCAUUUAAAGGGUAUUGCUAUCUUAUCGUUAUUCGGAUGAGUUGACGAAAAAUAUUAGUUUCUAUGGCUGGAUUGUAGAUUCCUCAGUCUUUGAGUUAAGUGGAAGUUUGUAUGUGGAGAAUGGGUGAUAUUGCUCCUAUUUAGUUGUGUAAUAUUUCACCCCUGUUUGCUGUUCCCUGAUUGCCACAAAUAGCUGCAGGAUUGCUGAUGUGGUGUUAAGCAAUAAUCACUCCCUCACUGUUCCCUCAUGUAACAAGGGAUACUACUCAGGAAUCAUUUGAAAAUAUCACGGCGUGAGAGUGUCGCACGAAACAAUGUCAGACAACUAACAAGUUCUGUCAAUUAUUUAUUUCAGCAGCCCAUUGCCCGUUUAUUCCAUGCUUACAAUGUUAAAUUGAAAGACAUAACCUUACCACCCUUUAAUAAAAGUGAAAAUCUAUUCUUGUGAGAAGCCCUUUAUCACUAUGAAUUUUUAGACUCAUAGAACAUGGCAAUAAAAUGUCACCUGGGUCAAAAGACCAGAUUGCUAGGAAAUGAAAUAAACACUGUUUCAAGACUGA